Messenger RNA from Cokeromyces recurvatus, 2657 nucleotides. RefSeq lists its product as uncharacterized. Gene Ontology annotation, molecular function: protein heterodimerization activity. The transcript has 3 exons. NCBI's taxonomy places the organism in Eukaryota, Fungi, Mucoromycota, Mucoromycetes, Mucorales, Mucoraceae. Gene Ontology annotation, cellular component: transcription factor TFIID complex. The record is from RefSeq and is a predicted model, not a curated record. Bases 144 to 2450 code for a protein of 768 amino acids.
GUACAUUCCACAUUAUAUGCUCACAUCAGAUCAAACUUUUCUAAUAUUUAUUAAUUGUAAAUUCUUAUUUUAACUCCGUAUUAUUGUGCGCAGAUACUAUAUUGUCCAUUAUUUUAUUAACAUACUAAAUCACAUUGCACAUAAUGACAGAUAAUAUUUGUCAUUCAAUAUUGAGGACAGCAACACAACAAAUCAUACAUAGUGCUGGUUUUGAGUCUGCUAAUGGUCAAUCUAUUGACACGCUUACUGAUAUUUUUGGGAAGUAUAUUCAGUUUUUAGGCUCUACAGUUUCAGCUUAUGCUAAUUUGAAUGGCAGAACAAUGGGCACAGCAAGAGAUUUAAUGGAAGCCUUAGAUGAAAUAGCUGUUGAUACCAAUGUAUUGAAAGUUUGGUUAGAAGAAGAUGGAAAAACAUUAACUCCCUGUUGGUCAGCGCAAUCAGACCCAAGUCGACUUCUUCAAGAUGUAAUCAAUGGUGGAAAACCAACUUUUGAUGACAUUAUUGAAUACACUUUUGGAGAUGUGCCAGAAUUCGAUAUACCUUCACCUUCUUCUUCACCUUUAAUAGACUCACCUUCUCCUCCACCACCUGUCGUAGAAUUACCCGACUACAUUCCAUCCUACUUUCCAUCAUUCCCCGAAGUUAAAGAAGAUAUUGAAAUAGAACAAGUCGAUAAAAUACCUAUACAAAAACAACAAGCAUUAGAAAAACAAAAACAAGAGGAACAGCAAAAACAACAAAAGCCAUCUUCUGCAGAAUCAUUACCUCUUCCUGUCAUUGUUAAAAAGCGAAAGAAGCCUAUCGAAAACCCAUUUACUCAUAUUAUACCAUUCGAGGAUUCUAGUUUAGCUUUAGAUGAUGAAGACAAUCAACAACAACCAAAGCCUUUGUCAUUAUCAUUAAAAACACAUAGCCAUAAACGUAAAGAGACAAGUGAGGAUACCUUAGUUCAUAAACAAAGAAAAGUGUCUAUUGAACCUUUAGCAGAGGCGCUUCAGAAUGUAAAAGCACCGACUUAUAAAUUGGGAGAGGGUCUAAGAGGGAAAGAGGCUUUACUUAAAGGGCAAACGGCGGAAAGCGCAGCACCCGGUAAUCAUUUAUUUAACCAUGAUGCAGGAAUUUUUGAUGAUUUGGUUCGUAAAGUGGCUGAACCUCUUAUCGUUUCAAAAUUAACAGCACCUAAUUUGUUAAUCGAUAUUGCUACUGCUACUUCGAAUUCAGCAGCACCUGCUAUAUCAACACUUGCUGGUUUUAGUGGAUUAUCCAAUGAAUUUGGUUCCUCUAGCUCAUUACCUACUUCACCUGAUGGCAUGUCAAAGAUCUCAAGAUCAAAUAGUAUGUUGGCUGUAUUAGCAGGUGGCAGUAUGUCAACAAAGGCAGCAGCAAUAAAGAAGCUAAGCAAAUUGACAAAAUCAAACUCAUUUUCACAAUCAAUUCCACCUUCAUCAUUUGGCGCCAAUUAUACCAUUAGUAAAAAUAGUAUUGAUAUUAACGAGAUCAAAACAGGGGAGAGUAAAUAUAUCAUGAAGAAAAAACGUAUGUUAGCAGAGCAGCAGGCAUUAGAAAGACAAAGGUUACUAGAACAACAGCAAAAGGAGAAUGGAGAAAUGCCAUCUAAUUCAGAUUCUACAAUUCUAUUAUCAACAACAUCAACGCCAACACCACCUACAACCACACCAACAUCACCAACAUCACCACCAUCAUCAACAACAACACCAACACCAACAACUAUGGUAAACAUAUCCUCUAUGACAGCAGCUACGCCUUUACAUAAACCACAAUCAUCUAUAUCUACUGCAUCUGCAAUAGUAACCACAAAGUCAACACCAACGUCAACAAUAACGAAAACAGGGCCCAUAUCACUUAAUUCUUUUUCAUCUGCAAUUGCAGCUAGUUCUAACACUAAUAAUAUUAGCAUGUCUUCAAGUCCAUCAUUAGAAAAGAAAAAGAAACAUAAAAAAUCCCCUCAUCUUGUAUUGAAUUUUUCACAACAAAACCCAUCUUCUGUAACCCAAAUAAAUGAAGAAAGUGGGUCAUUACCUAGUACACCUAAGAUUAGAUUCAAAAUCAAACCUCCAGAACAACAACAAGAUAAUCAAACUAGCAAGUCAAACUCGCCUAAUGAAUCUUCCCCUAAUGGUCAUAAUAGCACAAUUGUUAAAUUAGAAAAGCAACAGCAGCAGCAGCAGCAGCAGCAGCAGCCUCAGCUUCGAUUAUUCCAACAGCCACAAUCACCAGCAGUAACACAACGUACAACUGCUACUACUCCUUUAGCUAAUGGACAUAUGGCAUCAGAAGAGAUCCGAUGUAUAUGUGAAAAUCCAACAGUUGAUUAUGGUACAUUCAUGAUUGCUUGUGAUAAGUGUAGUAUUUGGUUUCAUGGUAGUUGUGUUGGAAUAGCUGAAAGUGAUCAUGUUGAAGAGUGGUAUUGUAGACGAUGUAGGAAAUAAAAAAAAAAAUAAUAAUAAUAAAUACAUGUACAUAUAAUCUAUUUUUAUCAUUCUUGUUUAUUAAAUAACAUGUAUUGCUUGUAUACAAUUGAUGAGCAUUCUACAUGAUAUUCAUAUUGAAGGUAAUAAAUAAAAAACUUUUACCUGUAUAUGAUGAUAUAUUAUAGACGUGCAUCAUAAUACUUUUUUUUUUUCUGCAAAUCAUAC